CUUUUCUUCCUCGCUAUCUCUCUCUAUAUCUCCCUCUCCCUCGCUAUCUCUCUCUAUAUCUCCCUCUCUCUUGAUAUCGCGACCAAAAGCUAUUCCCGUCGUUUCCAACGGUCGUCGGUAAACCGAAAACUGUGUUCGUGAUUAAUAACGAUCACUGGCGAUCGAGAUGAUCUCAAGCAACAAUUCGAUCGUUUCUCGUUUCGGUUUUAAACGGUUGUCGUCACUGAAAAAAAAGAAGGAAACUCCCGCUAACGAGCGACUUACCGAAGGAGGGUCUACACAGCCGGGGGACCGACGGGAUCCUAGAUAUUUUGUAGUAGUUUGCACGCACGAACAAUGUCGUCGGCGAUCUUUGUGUCUCGUUGCUGGAACUGCCUGGGACUCUGCGCAAGUAUCUCGCUGCGUUUUCUGUUUCAGCGUGCUGGGGCUACGCCGCGUGGCGGAACAGGUCGAAGAAGUACUGCUGCCCGAACUGCCCGAGCGGGUUCACCCGCGAGACGAACCUCCGGCGGCACGUGCGCUAUGGCUGCGGCCAGGGGCCCAGGUUCAAGUGUCCCUACUGCGAAAUGCACUCGAAAGAGAUCUCGAACGUGUAUAGGCACAUCAGGACCAAGCACCGCGGCAUGCGCGUGUUUCUCGUCGACGUCGCCACCAAUCGGCAAUUCUACGCGCGCAAGAAUUAGGCUUCCGUGCGGACCUGCUUAUGGUCAAGGUUAUGUCAAGGUUAUAGUGGGGCCGAUCACUGAAUAAAUUGCCGCAUAUUUUGUAUCCUUUCACUUUCUUUUUUUUCUUCUUUAUUUUGCAAUACGAUUUUUCAUACCUGUCUAUGCUUCUCUCGUGUCGCCGAAAUCGAAGCGAGGGCACAGCAAUCGGCUCCGCUGUGUCGCGGCAACAGGGAUGAUCUCCUCGAUGGCGCAGCAACUGUCGCCGAGCUUCGAAGUCCGAAUUUGUAUCCAAAUCUCUAUCCGAUUUAACAAGAUUAUAUUUAUUAUUUCAGAGUUUUGUAAGCGACCGUUGUUCGUGCUAUCGUUUCCCUUCGAUCUUGAAUUAUCGGGGCGAAUUAUCGGCUGGAUCGUCCGUUCGAUACGAAAUGCAGUUCGCGAUCUUAAUGGCCGGCGUUUUGGACUACGUGAUCCAAGCUUGUGUCGGACAGAGGCGACCUCUCGCGGCGCUACGUUCGUUCGAAUCGAACUUCGUCGGACGCGUGUGCGUGUGUGCGUGCGUGUAAGCCUGAGCGGAGAAUGUAUAAUAAAAAAAAAGAGAAACAUUUAACCGAGGCAUUGUCAUAUUUCCCAAACCCGAAGGUCGUUCGAAGGGCGAAUCCAAAGAAAGGUGUUCCGUCCCGUUAACCAAUAACUCGAAUAACCGGAUUCGUCCGAUCCCUUCCGCGUUCAUCGACCGUCCUCCGCCCGCCGGAAAUCUCUUCACGUUUCUGUAAUUUUGAUUCCAGGCUUCGUAUACUAUUCGCCGUUAACUGGGAUGCCGAAUCAGGGCCAGCAGCAAGGGCAGCCGUAUUGUCAGCGACAGGCGGGCUCGAAACUCGGGAACGGCGACAGGUCCACAUGCCCAAAGUGCGGGAAGAGUUAUCAGCACAUGCACCACAUGUUGCGCCAUUGCAAGCUCGAGUGCGGGAGCCCGCCGAGGUUUCAGUGUCCCUAUUGCGGGAUGAGGAGUAAGCAAUCGAACAACGUCUACAAGCACAUACGCAGCAAGCAUCCCGGAAUGAACCUGGAGGUGAUAGUGCUCGAUUACGAUCAACAAUGAGGCCGGCUCUCGUGCGUGUCUCCUUUCAUUUUUUUUCUAUAAAAUAAAGACAUAAUUUUUCGACAGAAAGGCGUGUGUGCUCAUUGCCCCGCCCCUUCGGCCUCUUCGCAUCCUGGCUCGGACGAACGCGCGUCGCCCCUCCGAACCUAGGCGAGCCAAUUAACACAUUCUCAAUCGUGUUUUCAGAUGCGAAACUCGACGCCGCCGAGGAAGAGACGGGGGUGGACCGUUCAGGUUUAAAUUCUUCAGGCCGAAGAGAUCAGAAUUGCCGGACGUUUCCACGACAAGGACCUCGUUCAGAUUUCAUUCGUUGUCUCCGUACACACACAGCUUCGAGAUGCCUGCAACCGCUUUCUUUGUUUGUCUCUGUUUAACUCAGUAUUUAAAGUAUUGUGCCACCGCGCGAGUGUGUCAGCCUGCAAAGCACAGUCUCUUCUCCGAAAACCGGUCCAUCCGUUUAUUAAAUGUGUCUCUCCGUAAA
Megalopta genalis is the source of this 2245-nucleotide messenger RNA. NCBI's taxonomy places the organism in Eukaryota, Metazoa, Arthropoda, Insecta, Hymenoptera, Halictidae. The record is from RefSeq and is a predicted model, not a curated record.